Aspergillus melleus is the source of this 552-nucleotide messenger RNA. RefSeq lists its product as uncharacterized. The coding region runs from base 1 to 552 and encodes 183 amino acids. The transcript has a single exon. NCBI's taxonomy places the organism in Eukaryota, Fungi, Ascomycota, Eurotiomycetes, Eurotiales, Aspergillaceae. The record is from RefSeq and is a predicted model, not a curated record.
AUGGCAGCAACAGUUACUGAGGCUGUAUAUAACCACAGUGUGUACCACAGUGGCACCAAGCCUUCCCUGCAUGCUGCGAUAGAGACUUUCAACUCCCGAAAUGUCCAACACUACAUCAACACUGUUAUCAGAGACUGCUUUCUCAAGCACAGAGUAGAGAAGGCCUUCAGUGCCUGCAUUCUCCACAGACACUUCGACCUCAACCCCGGCGAACGUAAUAUUGAAGAAAAUGGCCAAGCAGUCGCGUCGACGAAUCUGAACAAUAUUCACGCCUGUAGCUGGCUGUUUCACAACGAAAAGCUAUUCCCAUACGAGUUCAAGCGUGGAGGACCGUUGCCAAAACCUCCAGCGGAGUUUAUCACGGAACUGGGAUCGUUACUACAGUCCAACGACCUGUGCGACAUUAUUGGAGUGCAGGUGUACGAGGAUGGUAUUGUAGGAAUGGAAAGCACCGACCACGCGAAAAGGAUCAGCACAACAAUAAACUAUCCUGAGAUGGCACCAGAGCUUAAAGAGCGCAACGCAAAAAUCGCGUCGUUCGCUUUUUUUUAG